UUCCCGCCCACGUGCAUGCUAUUUGCGUCAUUUCAGGUUUUUUCAACUUACUUACUGGAGCUUCUCCACGUGCCUCCGGUUGCAUCUACGCUCAUCACGACUGAACCUGCCAUGGAUGAGUGGGAAGAAGAUCAGAGCCCUGUUGUAUCCUCCAGCUCCAGUUUUGGUCAGAACUUCAGUGGUGGCAGUGGAGGAUUCAAAAGCUUUUCAGGAAGUGGAGGACAACAAAAUGGAAACGAUGAUGAUGAAGGCAGCUCUUGGAGGAAACCUGCUGAAAAUGGCUUUAGGGGUAGAGGGGGAAGAGGAGGAUCACGAGGCAGAGGAGGAUUCAGAAAUAGCUUCAACUCAGAAGAUGAAGAUAGAAAUGGCGACAGUGAGGGUUAUAAAGGAGGUGAAGGUCGAGGACGAAGAGGUCGUGGUGGUUUCCGUGAUGGUGGUGAAGGGGAUUCUGGGAGAGGACGUGGGCGAGGAGGUUUCAGAGGCAAGGAUGAAGAUGUGUUUUCCAAGAGUCGUUCAGGAUUUGACUCAACAGAUGAUAAAGAGGAUAAAGAGAAUGUCGGUGAAAAUGCAGGACCCAAGGUUGUUUAUGUGCCCCCACCACCACCAGAGGAAGAGAGCUCCAUAUUUGCCCAGUUUGCUACAGGCAUCAAUUUUGACAAGUAUGAUGAUAUACUUGUGGAUGUGAGCGGCAGCAAUCCUCCAAAAGCUAUUAUGACUUUUGAUGAAGCAGGACUUUGCGAAUCACUGAACAAGAACGUUGCAAAGUCUGGAUAUACAAAACCCACUCCCGUCCAGAAACACGGGAUCCCUAUUAUUUCUGCUGGAAGAGACCUAAUGGCUUGUGCUCAGACUGGAUCAGGAAAAACGGCGGCGUUCCUGUUGCCUAUCCUCCAGCGGCUCAUGACGGAUGGAGUUGCAGCCAGCAAGUUCAGUGAAGUUCAGGAACCUGAAGCCAUUAUUGUGGCUCCCACCAGAGAGCUCAUCAAUCAGAUCUAUCUGGAGGCCAGGAAGUUUGCUUAUGGGACUUGUGUUCGUCCUGUGGUGGUUUAUGGAGGGACAAACACUGGAUACACUAUUCGUGAGGUGUUAAAAGGUUGUAACGUCUUGUGUGGAACACCUGGAAGAUUGCUUGACAUCAUUGGUCGUGGAAAGGUUGGCUUAAGUAAGCUGAGGUAUUUGGUUCUGGAUGAAGCAGAUCGGAUGCUGGACAUGGGAUUUGAGCCAGAUAUGCGCAAGUUGGUGGGAUCUCCAGGGAUGCCUUCAAAAGAAGAUCGACAAACCCUCUUGUUUAGUGCCACCUACCCUGAAGAUAUUCAAAGGUUGGCAGCUGAUUUUCUGAAAGUAGACUACAUUUUUCUUGCUGUUGGUGUUGUGGGCGGAGCCUGCAGUGAUGUUGAGCAGAGCAUCAUUCAGGUGACUCAGUUUUCGAAGAGAGAGCAACUGCUGGAAUUACUGAGAACCACAGGAAAUGAACGCACAAUGGUCUUUGUUGGAACCAAAAGAAGUGCAGAUUUCAUUGCAACCUUUCUCUGUCAGGAGAAGAUACCAACUACAAGCAUUCAUGGUGAUCGUGAACAGCGAGAGCGUGAGAAAGCUCUCAGUGAUUUUCGUACAGGCCAGUGUCCUGUACUCGUGGCCACAUCCGUCGCUGCCAGAGGACUUGACAUUGAACACGUUCAGCACGUUGUGAACUUCGAUCUGCCCAGCAGCAUUGAUGAAUACGUGCAUCGUAUUGGUCGAACUGGACGUUGUGGAAACAUCGGACGAGCUGUGUCUUUCUUUGACCCAGAACCUGAUACUCCACUUGCUCGCUCUUUGGUCAAAGUCCUAUCAGGGGCACAACAAGAGGUACCCAAAUGGCUGGAGGAAAUAGCAUUCAGUGCUCAUGGAACAACAGGUUUCAACCCGCGUGGAAAAGUGUUUGCAUCUACAGACACACGGAGGGGCGGCGGCUCCUUUAAGACAGAACCCGCACAAGCAUCCGGUCCAAGCUCAGCCGCAGCCACGAGCGCCUCUGCAGCUGACGAUGAAGAUGAAUGGGAAUAAUAACUCAUCCACUAGUUUUUUUAUUUUCUUGUUUGUGAGUUUUCUCAUGGCUCCUGAAGGUUUGUUAAAGAGUCACAUGCUAAAGACUGUAAGGUUGAACUGAAGGAUCGAGAAUCGAGACGAAAUACCUUUUAGCUGUUUGGUUUGGACUAAUGAUUUUGUUUGAGUAAUGUCACUUGGUUUGUUGAGAGCACUACUAGCUAUGUGGAUUUAUUUUCUAAAAUUGUUACAUUUUCACAUUUGUGUAUUUUAACACUUUGCUAAGUGUAUUGAGUUUUGAAAGCCUUCACCUGAAAGUCUUUCCUGCAGUUAUACUAGAAUCAGUUCUGUUAAAUGUGACAAUUUCUAGGUUUUGUUUUUCAUAACCUGCUUGUCUGAUGGCUGAAGUAUACAGGUAAAUAAACUUGUACUCAUGUGCCUUCCCAAAAAAGGUAAAUAAAGUGGUUAUUUACCAGUCA
Misgurnus anguillicaudatus (oriental weatherfish) is the source of this 2504-nucleotide messenger RNA. RefSeq names its product DEAD (Asp-Glu-Ala-Asp) box polypeptide 4 (gene ddx4). Gene Ontology annotation, molecular function: nucleic acid binding; ATP binding; RNA helicase activity. NCBI's taxonomy places the organism in Eukaryota, Metazoa, Chordata, Actinopteri, Cypriniformes, Cobitidae. The record is from RefSeq and is a predicted model, not a curated record.